AUGUGUUGUAGUUGUAGCUACCCUCAUUCAUGUAGUUCUCCUAGUAAUAAAAAAAAAAAAAAAAAUUUAAAGAGUAACCCAUACUAUCACGAACCCGUAAGGUCCGUCAUAUCUGAGUCAAAUUGUGCAAACCCAAGAUGUUUAGGUGAUGAUGAAAGCUUUAUUGAUAUAAGCAUUUUAAAAAAUAAUUAUAGCUAUGAGGAUUUAAGGACUAGACGAUUAAGAUCAGGAGCUAAAAAUUUCCUGGAUAUGAUAGAACUAAAGACUAGCUAUUCUAGUCCAGUAAAAGAAAAGAAGGAAACUACAGAAUCUAACGAAAAUAAAGAUUCGACUGAUGGCAUUAAGGAUAAUAUAGAAGUAAUUGAAAAAAUUGAAGAUGAAAUUUUUUUGUCAAAAGAAGACGAAGAAAAAUUGAAUGACCAAAUUAACGAAUUGCGUGAGAGAUGCUCUAAUUUGUCAAUUCAGUUAGAUCUAGAAGACAUAAACGAAUUAAUUGAUCAUUUAAAUGACAGUCCAUCUGUCGAAGACGUAAGUAAUUUAUGGUGGCAGUUACAAGGGUUGAAAAAAUAUCCCUAUAUUUUGGAUAUAAUUAAUUUAAAUUCAAUAUAUGAAAAAUUACUAAAAAAUCUCAAUAUGGAAGAAAACAAUAAUACAUCUCGGAUAUUGCAAAAUAUGUACAAAAAUGUAUUAGAACGUUUAGUAGAUGAAGAAUAUUUUUAUAAUAGAAAAUUUCUUGAUUUAAUUAAAGGAAAAGGUUUGACGAAAGAUGCAUUUUUAUCUUUAAUUAAUGAUAGUAUUAAUUCGCUAAAAGAAGUUAAAACAGAACUUUAUGAAAGGAGCAAUAAAGAAUUAAUGGACUAUAUGGAAAAGGUAGAUAAAGAAAAAGAAGAGAAGGAAAAAGAAGAGCAGAAAAAAAUAAAGAAAGAAAAAGAAGAGAAGGAAAAAGAGCAGAAAAGACUAAUUAAAGAAAAAGAAGAGAAGAAAAAACAAGAGCAGAAAAAAAUAAAUAAUAAAGCUUCCGAAAAAAUAACUAAAGCAAAUGCGAAAUUAAAAAAAUAA
This is a messenger RNA of Plasmodium vivax (malaria parasite P. vivax), 1059 nucleotides long. RefSeq lists its product as hypothetical. Bases 1 to 1059 code for a protein of 352 amino acids. The record is from RefSeq and is a predicted model, not a curated record. NCBI's taxonomy places the organism in Eukaryota, Apicomplexa, Aconoidasida, Haemosporida, Plasmodiidae. The transcript is spliced from 2 exons.